GAAUCAAAUAUGAGCCAACAACGUCAGAGAAUGCGUACAAGGUUCACAUGAAGCUCACCAUUAAGUCGGUGAGCGCCACUGACUUCGGCUCUUACAAGUGCGUCUCCAAGAACUCUCUGGGCGACACAGACGGCACCAUCAAACUCUAUCGUGCGUGGCGUGUUGCAGCCAAGGCGCGAGAGCUGGGAGACGAUCGCGGCAGCAACGAAGUAAUGGACCUGUCGGGCCCGCAGCAGGUGUCCAAGCAGCGGGAAGUGGCCCUGGGCGGCGGCGGCGGCGGCGGCGGCCGGGCAGCGGCGCCGUGGCCGCCCGUUGUGCUGCUGCUGCUGCCGGUGCUGGUCGUGGCGCACGGCGUCUGCCCCAGCGCGGCCGCCGCGGGCUCCUAGUGGCAGGGCCGCCGCCCUCCCCCUCCUCUUCUCAGGGACCGCGCAGGGCCGCCGCCUCCCGGCCCUGGCCAAGCGCUGCUCAAGCGGAUGACGUGCAAGGCGAGACGAUGCACUUCGCUGUGGUUGCUGCCUCUGUUUUCUUGGUUUCCCCUCCUCACACCCCGUCGACAGAUUUGGAACGACUCCUUCAAUGUCUGGAUGUAAUGUGUAUCGCAAGACAUAGACCGAUCAAAAAAUCUCUUACUGGAACAUUUGUGCAUAACCAUAACACUCAUUGUAAUUAUUCAUUGGAGCCCAAUGUACUGCAUGGUACCUGUAAUUCCACAAAGACAACUCAAUUUAUUUUUCAAUAGCAGAAUUGCCGACUUCAAGAAAACGGUUACAGCGAAAACAACAGGGUCCAUCCCUAGAAACGUCCGAGUGAGUGUCAGGUAGACUCAACUUCUGAGUAGUAUAUUUCAGAAGGACCUACUUCUAUUUAUUGUGUACUACUAUUACUGUUACUAGUGUGCUCGCUUGACGGGACAGUAGUGCAAAGUGUGCGUGCAAGCAGCUACGCUUAGCUUAUUUAUUGCAACGUGUCGUUGUGACAUAACUCUCUUGACAAUGAGGUGUCUGCACAGCGUGUGUUGAUGCGCUGGACUUAUCUCCCCGUGUAUACAAAAAAAUGAAAUCUCCCAAGGCUAUAAUCACUUAUUUUGUUUGUAUUAUCCGUCAAAUUAGUGUACAGUGUAUGUAUGUUCUGUGCCAGAGAACGACGUCCCCAAAACUAAUAUUAUUGCUGUGCUGGCUGCAUGUGUCUACUAAGCACGCUAUGAUUGAGAGCUGUGAAGAGUGUGUAGUGUCUUGCAUUGGGUUCAUUGACGUGUAGAGUUAAGGCGAGAGAGUCGGGAGCAACAGAAAGCACUGUCUGAGUGAAGUGUUUGUGUAUAUUGAAGACUCUCUCAAUGAUUGAUUAUGGGCGUGCACGUGAUAUGUAUUAUUUGAGAAACUUUUUCCACAAAUGCAAGUAAUUUAGGGGUAGUAGAAUGACACAGAGAUACUUUAUGACUGAUAUGUUGCGAUCCCCAAAACUGAAUGUAUGUGAAAAACAUCUUUUCUUAAUCAAUAAGGCUGAGAACAGCAUAUGAAACAAAAAUAAUUGAAAUGACUGAUGGAAUUGCGACACUCAAAAUUCGAAAUUAAUGGCAUAAAAAGCAUCGAAUGCUUAGAAAUAAAGAAAAAAAUGACUUUAUGAUGUGUAAUAUUUUACACUCUGUCGUAAUGGUUGAACACUGUUUCUUACUUUGAGGUAUCAACAAAUGUAUGCGUUAUGAUUAUCGGUUAAAACCAUUCAAUGAUUUGAAUAAAAUUAAUUCAUAAAAAUAAAGAGAACAUGUGACAAAAUCAAAGUCAUCAAUUGAAAAUAUAUACAAUUUGUUCUAAAAAUGCAGUAUCCAGACUUAGAUGAUAGUGUCUGAAGAGUGUUUACUUUUACGAUUUCGUAUAUACUAUACACAAUUUGUCGCUUCUGUCCCUCAUGCUAUUUUUAAUGGAAACGAAGAAAAUACGUUUGGCCAGCUCCUCAGACACGGCGGCCGAUCGCAGGCGCGAUGCCAGCCACACGAGGCCGGCGGAAAGGAGUAGGAUUACGUAGUGGCUAGUACUUCCCAGGAAUUAUAUCCGCAGAAUCCUUCUUACGAGAAGGGAUAUUUUGAUAGUGUACCUCCACCUUUAGUGUAGUGACUUAUGGAGGAAUAAGACUUCACCCCUUCCCAAGUCGGUGGCGCUGGAGGCGCAGGCACCAUUCGCAUAUCACGUGACCUUCACCUUGUUCGGGAGCUUUGGGUUUGGCCGAGGAAAAGAGCCAGUGACAAUUUUGACGUAGGUCUUAUUGUUUUUGAUUGUGGAUGUUCUUGCUCCUUUUAUUUACUACUUGAUUGGUUUGGUAAGAUAACAAAGAGCAAAUAUGCAAGAAUGAGUGUUGAGAAUUGUUUUAUUUUAAGAAGGCCAGUAUUUACAAGAAAGGAUGAAAUAUUGAAAUUUACCAAUCGCUUUUAAAUUUAUUAAACAUUGGUUAAAAUUCUGAAAAAAAAUAAUAAUACGGUUAGUUUUAUUAUUUGUACUUGAGUUACAACUGCGAUAACUCUGACCUCUACGAAUUUUUUAUCCCUGAAGUUGCCGACAAUUCAAAAGAAGCGAAAUGUCUUCUGGUUUCUAUAUCUGAAGAUAAUCGUCGUGUGUCUGAAUAAACAAUUUGAUGUCAGAUAUUUUGUUCUCACUUACGGAAUCUUUCUUUAUUGUUCUUUACAAUUUCCAAAUUUCGGGACAAUUGGGACUCGUUGGAACUCGUAUUAUUCAGAAGUUAUUACACGAAACAAGUCAAUAGGUAUCAUUUUUCUGAACUACAAAUUACACAUAUUCUCCCAAACACACCAUUAUGUCGUUAUGCCUUGACAUUUAAGACCAUCUGUAUUACAAAACGGGUGGAAGUAACUUUUCAUGAAAUGAAAGGAAUCCUGUUACGUAUGCAUUUGGAAGAUUGCAUUUAAAUGUUUUCUUCAAUCAUGUAUUUGUUAUAUCUUAAAUACAGAUCAUCCACAAUCACAAGCACAUAUGUGGUAAAAUAUAGUACAUUAAUGAUUGUAACUUAUCACGGUGAAAUUACUUCUAGAUUCGUAAUGUAAGUUCUUGGGACAAUUAAUUGAACAGGAACAUCAGGAGGAUACCUCUAAGGAAUGACACUGUCCAGGUUUCAGAAUUUUUUAUUAAGAUGUUAAACUGGAAAUGUUAAUCUUUUACAAUGCCGUUCAUUUCUCAUAUACGUAAUUACAAUUAAUAACACUGCUUUGUCAAAUAUUCUGAAAAAUACAACUACAUCACAAACCAAUAGCUAUCAAAUUCAUUUUAAGGCACGCCCGAAAUCGAAUUUGAUAUACUUAUCUGUCAGCCUAAAUCGUAAUAUACAUUUUAGGUCUUUAUCUGCCGAUUACUUUGAAUUUAAGAGUGCUGUGAGUGAUUGCAACCUGUUUUCCAUUGCUUGCUGAGUUUUCGUCCAAGCGAAAGCAGCUAGAGAAAAGGAAACGCAAUGCCCAACUGUUCCUGAAGGCUCCCAGCUACCUUCGCUAGCCUUUGUUCAGCCGCCUCGUGUACAUAAGCUGUUCGUAGUGUAGAAAGCGCCCCGCCCCACGUGGCCACCGAUCAAAUGUACCAACUGUUUGUAUGACUCAGUGUGUGACUUUGAUAAAUGAAAGCUAAUAAACGCCGAAUAAAAUUCUCUUUCGUCUUUCUCUGUACCUCCUCCAAACAACACUGAAGAAUCUGCAGAUCUUCCAGAUCUGCCCUCCGAGCACCCCACGUUGCACCAUUAACUAUGCGUAGUUGUCAAUAAAACAGCCCCCAUCGUGCUUUAAUUUCGAUCUCAAACACCCUGCACAUCACAAUCACUCAACAGGUGACAUCGUGGCCCUGGCCAGACGCCCAACGGGAAGCAAUUUGCGUCGUGUAUGAUCCGCCCGCCACCUCCGCGACCCACUCACCACACACGCCCCGUCGCCCCUGCUCCACAGUCACUUGUGCUUCUGACACACGGAGGCCUCCGUCAUCUCCAUGACCCCGUCGCCAACCCGACAGGCGCCGAACAGCCAGGCGGGUCCUCGUUUAGAAUAAGCGGACGGC
Gryllus bimaculatus (two-spotted cricket) is the source of this 4043-nucleotide messenger RNA. The record is from the annotation of a GenBank genome assembly. Lineage: Eukaryota; Metazoa; Arthropoda; Insecta; Orthoptera; Gryllidae.